This is a messenger RNA of Penicillium malachiteum, 363 nucleotides long. RefSeq lists its product as uncharacterized. The record is from RefSeq and is a predicted model, not a curated record. The transcript is spliced from 3 exons. Lineage: Eukaryota; Fungi; Ascomycota; Eurotiomycetes; Eurotiales; Aspergillaceae. The coding region runs from base 1 to 363 and encodes 120 amino acids.
AUGUUUCCCUAUAUUGGUUACCUUAUAGCGGAAGCACCGCUGGAGGUGCAAGGACUCGCAAGCAUCGAUGGAGAUGCAAAGACUGUGGCAUUCAGGGUCAUAAUAAAGGUGACCCCAAAUGCCAGAGGACGAUUCCCCAGCCUCAAUCCUUCAAGGCAUCCACUCCUCAAAUCCCAGUACUUGUUGCUGAGUCUGGGACUCUGGAUCCUUAUGUGCCUGGUUAUUAAAGGACAAGAAGAAGCCAAUACAACGAAGGCUUUCUCCCCCUGUCCCCCUCCAACAUCCGCACCACCGCCAACUGCAUCAACCGUCAGUCUCCCUCGUCCUCGCCUCCGAGGUACUAUCCCUCUUCCGCCAGGAUAA